UAUGCCUCUUUUGUGUAUAUCUAAAUCUGUACUACUUUGGCCAAACCAUUAGCCUCUCUUUCUCGGUCUCCAUAAGAAGAGAGAGAAAAUGGGAGAAGAUCAACUUUGAAGGUCUCUGUUGAAUUUUAAGAUUCGGGAUUGAAGUCGAAGGAGAACAAAAAUGGGAGCCGGUGGCAAGAUGUCUAAUGCAACAACUGAUACAGAACAGAAGAAAAAUCCUCUCCAAAGAGUGACAUUUUCAAAGCCCCCUUUUACAAUUGGUGAUAUCAAGAAGGCCUUCCCUCCUCACUGCUUUCACCGAUCUCUCGUUCGCUCGUUCUCCUAUCUUGUUCAGGAUCUCAUACUUGUCUCCAUCUUUUAUUAUACUGCCAACACCUACUUCUACGUCCUUCCAUCCCCGUACCAUUACCUAGGAUGGCCUAUUUACUGGGUCGCUCAAGGUUGUGUUUUCACUGGAAUAUGGAUGAUUGGCCAUGAAUGUGGCCACCAGGCCUUCAGUGAUUACCAGUGGUUAAAUGACACUGUUGGUCUUAUCCUCCACUCUGCACUUUUAACGCCAUACUUCUCGUGGAAGUAUACUCAUCGUCGUCAUCACUCCAACACUAGUUCCCUUGAGCAUGAUGAGGUGUACGUGCCCAGGCUUAAAUCUGAACUAAGAUGGUUCUCUAAGUAUUUGAACAACAAUCCAAUAGGACGAGUACUCGGACUUGCUUGCACCCUCACUCUUGGGUGGCCUUUGUACUUGGUCUUUAAUGCCUCCGGGAGAGCUUAUGGUCGCUUUGCAAGUCACUAUGAUCCACAUGGGCCGAUGUAUAAUGAUCGCGAGAGGCUACAAAUCUAUAUUUCAGAUGCAGGCGUGAUUGCAGCUACUUAUGUGCUGUAUCGCGUUUCUCUGGCUCAAGGGCUAACUUGGCUCGUAUGCAUCUAUGGGGUGCCCCUCCAAAUUAUGAGCAGCUUCAUAGUGUUAAUCACUUUUUUGCACCAUACUCACUCUUCAUUGCCACAUUAUGAUUCAUCCGAAUGGGAUUGGCUAAGAGGAGCUCUAGCUACGGUAGACAGAGACUUCAGUGUACUAAAUAAGGUCUUCCACCACAUUACAGAUACUCAUGUUUUGCAUCAUUUAUUCUCAGCCAUACCACAUUAUCAUGCACUUGAGGCAACCAAAGCUAUCAAGCCAUUACUAGGAGAAUACUACCAAUUAGAUAGAACCCCUGUUUAUAAGGCUGUAUGGAGGGAUUCGAAGGAGUGCGUUUAUGUGGAGAAAGAUGAAGGAUCUAAAUAUAGAGGUAUUUUUUGGUAUAAUAACAAACUUUGAAAGAUGAAUAAAAAAAGAAAGUUACUUCGAUUUGGUUUAAUGUUAAGCCUGAGUUAUGGUAAGUAUUUUGAAUUUAGGAAUAUAGUUUGUUAGGAUUGUAGUUUCCUAUCAUUUUAUUAUGUAUCGUUUUUAUACCGAAUUGUAUUGUACUAUAUUGUGUGGUUGAAAUAUAAUGUUUUGAUAGAUUGUAA
Lycium barbarum (goji berry) is the source of this 1506-nucleotide messenger RNA. RefSeq names its product delta(12)-fatty-acid desaturase FAD2-like. NCBI's taxonomy places the organism in Eukaryota, Viridiplantae, Streptophyta, Magnoliopsida, Solanales, Solanaceae. Gene Ontology annotation, molecular function: oxidoreductase activity, acting on paired donors, with oxidation of a pair of donors resulting in the reduction of molecular oxygen to two molecules of water. Gene Ontology annotation, biological process: lipid metabolic process. Bases 161 to 1315 code for a protein of 384 amino acids. The record is from RefSeq and is a predicted model, not a curated record. The transcript has 2 exons.